AUGACUGAGGUCAGUCAACAGGAGCAAACUGGAAAUGACAUGGACAUCCGGCGGUUCUUUGCGCCGUCAACACAGAAAGCGACUCCUAAUGGAAACACGAGCACGAAGAGGAAUCCCAUUUCCUCAGAGGAAGAGGUGAAAAAAAAGAAAGGCUCCAAGACGAAGAAACAAGAAACAGAAGGGAAACGUGUACAUGACAAAAAACGGAAAAAACAUGCAGUCAUAGAAUCAGACUCUGACUCAGAGGAGCGAGACAAGCAGUCUAAGAAAAAGAAAGUUAGCAAGGCUACCCAUUCUUUGAAGAAAGAGCCUGUUGACUGUGUCUUGGAAACAGACUCGGACAGUGACAGCUUUGAAUCCUUGAAGGCCUCCACAACUAAGCAAAAUGAUGCUGCUGAAAAGAUUAGCUCAAGCCCUGGUGGUAAAGCGUCUGCGUCUUCCAACAAGUCGUCCUCUCACUUGAAAAUUGGAGUCAAAUGUCCCACCACGCCUACCACAUCAAAGACUGUGCCACCCCCUCAGACCAAACAAACCCCUACUUCCGUCUUUGACUACUUCGGCAACGGAAGCAUCCAGCGCUCGGACAAGAAGCUGGUCGGCAGCACUAAACGAAAGACUCCCAUCCAAGACAAAGAUGAUCUGAGCGAUGAGCAAAUUGCUAGACACCUGCAAAUGCUUGAGGAUGCUGAGCUGGAGAAGCAGGUCCAUGAGGAUGAAGACUUUGCACGAACACUUGCGAUGCUGGAUGAAGAACCACAAGCAAAGAAGGUUUGUCAAAGCACGAGUAAAAAUGAGGAUUUUGAUGCGUUCCCCAGAAAGAGGAGUGCACUUAGCCCGUCAAAGAGUAGCAGGAAGGACAGCAUGUCAGAGGAUGUGAUUGGGCCUACACCCAAGAAAAGCCCUGCUCCUGUCAAACCCAGUUCCAAACUGGGGAUGAUGAAGAAAAAGGAUGAGGAAAAAGAUGACCGAGCACUGACAAAAUUGAAAGUAUCUCCCAAAAAGGAGCCGUUGACUGUGUCGAGCAGUGAAAAGUCCAAAAAAGGAACUGCACUUCAAACAUCUCCUACUGAGCCAGUGAGCACAAGGACUGAUGAAGCAGAGAAGAAAAAGCUUAAUGCGUCAGCAUACAGGAAUUAUCUGAACAGAGAUGGACCACGAGCUCUGGGCUCCAAAGAAAUCCCCACGGGUGCAGAGAACUGUUUGGAAGGCUGCGUAUUUGUGCUGACGGGUGUUCUCGAGUCACUGGAGAGAGAUGACACCAAAUCCCUCAUCGAGCGCUACGGUGGCAAAGUGACAGGCAAUGUCAGCAAGAAAACCACUUACCUGGUGCAGGGCCGAGACAGUGGUGUCUCAAAGCUGGAGAAGGCAGAGAGUUUCGGUACCAAAAUUCUUAGCGAGGAUGAUCUGUUGGAGCUGAUCAGAACAAAACCAGGAAAGAAGUCCAAGUAUGAGAUUGCUGCAGAGGCUGAGAGUAAGGCCUUGAAGACCAGGACUCCUCCUGGCUCGGCCUCAAAGUUCACACCUAAAACUUCAAAGAUCUCGCCUUCCAAAGGAAACUCAAAGUCCCCUCAUACUCCGAGUCCUUCAAAGACGGGACGGAUAACCAGCCACAGUGCCAAGAACAUAGAUGGCGGAACCCCAACUGGAAGAGGCUCGUCUCAAACUGCUCGUAGGGAUUUGGGACUUUCUUCCUCCACCUCAUCUUCUGAAACGAAAUCCGUCAAAGGUGAAGGUUCCUCUCUUCUAUGGGUCGACAAAUACCGCCCAUGCUCUCUGAAGGCUUUGAUCGGUCAGCAUGGGGACCAGAGCUGCGCAAACAAACUGCUGCGCUGGCUGCAAAACUGGUACAAGCACCACAGCGGGACCGGCUCAAAGCCACCAGUUGCCAGAUUUGGAAAGUUUGGGGCAGGAAAAGAUGAUGGAUCGGGAUUCAAGGCGGCUCUUCUCUCUGGCCCGCCAGGCGUGGGAAAGACCACUACAGCGGCCCUGGUUUGCAAGGAGUUGGGCUUCAGCUAUGUGGAGAUGAAUGCCAGUUGCACGCGCAGCAAAACCAACCUGAAAGAAGUGGUUGCAGAGUCCCUCAACAAUACCAGUAUUGAAAGCUUCUACAAAGGUACAUCCCAGAAAGUGAGCACUAAACACGUGUUAAUCAUGGAUGAGGUGGACGGCAUGGCGGGCAAUGAGGAUCGGGGCGGUAUGCAGGAAUUGAUCGGCCUCAUCAAAAAUUCCAAGAUUCCCAUCAUUUGCAUGUGCAAUGAUCGGAACCACCAGAAGAUCAGAUCGUUAGCCAAUUACUGCUUUGAUCUGCGCUUCCAGAGGCCGCGAGUGGAGCAGAUUAAGGCUGCAAUGAUGUCCAUUGCUUUCAAGGAAGGAAUCAAGAUUCCGCCUCCAGCACUUAAUGAAAUAAUCUUGGCCUCCAAUCAAGACAUCAGACAGGUGAUACAUAACCUCAGCAUGUGGUCAGCCAAAGACAAGGUUAUGACUUACGAGCAGUGCAAGUCGGACGCCAACAGCGCCCGCAAGGACUUGAAGAUGGGCCCUUUUGACGUCUGCCGAAAAGUGUUUGCCGCCGGUGAAGAGACGGCCCGUAUGAGCCUCAUCGAUAAGUCCGAUCUUUUUUUCCACGACUACUCGCUAGCACCCCUCUUUGUCCAGGAGAACUAUGUGCAUGUUCGGCCUGCAGCGGCAGGUGGUGAUGCCAAGUCCCAUCUGGUCCUGCUCAGUAAAACUGCGGACUCCAUCAGUGAUGGAGACCUGGUGGACAGACGCAUCCGUUCUGGACAGAACUGGUCCCUGCUACCCACUCAGGCCAUAUAUGCCAGCGUAAUCCCAGGUGAGCUCAUGAGAGGUUACAUGAAUCAAUUCCCUACUUUCCCAAGCUGGCUCGGGAAAAACUCAUCGGCAGGCAAACAUUCCCGCCUUAUCCAGGAGCUUACCUCGCACAUGGCUUUGAAGACGAUGAGCAGCAGACAAGCGGUGAACCUGGACUACCUCUACUUCCUGCGGCAAGCCCUGCUCAACCCUCUUCAGGAGCUGGGGGCGGAGGGGGCAGCUCGGGCCGUGCGUUUGCUGGACGAUUACCAGCUCGUCAGGGAAGACGUGGACAGCUUGAUGGAAGCGGCUUCCUGGGGCGGACAGCCUGACCCCUACUCAAAACUAGACUCCAAGGUGAAGGCAGCGUUUACUCGGGCAUACAACAAAGAGGUUCAUCUGACACCUUACUCCCUACAAGCCGUCAAAAAGGGGCGGCGCGGCGGUGGCGAAGACUCCGAACUGGGAAUGCAGGACACUGAAUACGCGCCGGUGUCCGAAGAUGAGAACGACAACCUUGGCGUUGAUGCGAUGAUCAAACAGAGGAAGACCAAGGAGUCCAAGAAGGAAAAGGCCGAGGAUUCUGGGAAGGGUAAAGGAAAGGGAAAAGGAAAGGGCAAGGCUAAAAAGUGA
Messenger RNA from Nerophis lumbriciformis (worm pipefish), 3444 nucleotides. The record is from RefSeq and is a predicted model, not a curated record. NCBI's taxonomy places the organism in Eukaryota, Metazoa, Chordata, Actinopteri, Syngnathiformes, Syngnathidae.